AUGGUGCAAAGGUCCUACUUGCACGAGCAGGACGCCUUGCGGCAACAGCUGGGCGUCAAGGCGUUGCAGCGGAAGAUGCGCAUGGACUUGGACCAGCAGGUGGCAGAGAAGGCCAAGCGUCAGGAAUACGCCGUGGAGGAAGAUAAGCGCUACUACGAGAACUCCCUCAUGGAGUUGGAACGUUGGAAGGAGCAGGAGCAGCUGCGACAGGAUGAGAAGCAGCAGCGGAUCGUCAAGGAGAAGAUCGACCGCGAUGCACAGCUGGAGUAUGAGCGGAAGCUCAAAGAUGAGGAGCUGCAGAAGAAGAAGGAUGAAGAAGCGUCCUUGGUAGAGAAGAUCGUGAACGAGAUGGAGUUGGAACAGCGGCGUUAUGAGAAGAAGAAGGAGCAGACCAAGAGGACGAUGCGGAAAGUCUUUGAAGAAAACAUGGAGGACCAACGCCGACGGGAUAUUGCUAAGAAAGAGGCCACUGAGAAGGAGGCGGAAACCAUGAAGGAAUACAACCGGCUGCUGGACGAACAGGAGGAGCAACGAGCGCACGAGUUAGCCGCAAGGAUGGAGCGACAGUCCGAACUCAUGAAGAAGUUGCAAGAGAACGUAGACACCGUGAAGAAGGGUGCCGGUGACAACGAUGCCCAACGGGCGGCUCUACAAGCGGAAGAGCAAGACAGGCACUACUUCGAAGCGGAGUCCGUGAAGCAGAACCGUUUGCAACAGAUGCGUUUGGAAAACCAGGCCUAUUUGCUGAAGCAGAUGGAGGAGAAGGACUCUCGUAAGAAUGAGGAGAAGUAUUUACAGCAGAUCCAAGCGGCCAUUCUCGAACGAGAUGCUGAGGAGUACAACUCGGUGGAGAAGCAGAAGGUCAUAGACCGAAGGGUCCGCAACCUCGAGCACCGCAAGGACAUCGAGAGGCAGAUGGAAUACAAAGCACGGCAGUCGGUGCCAGAGAUGAGUGAAGCCGAAAUCCAGUUGAAUAGGCCUCUACUGGAACUGGUCGAGCGCACCCUGCAGACCCGUGAUGAGCAUGAUGCCCCGCAGCUCACGGAGGCAGAGCUUGUGGAGGUCGUGGACGUUCGAGGGUCGAAUCAUUGCGAGAAGAAGAAGAGGAAGAUUCCUACAAUCCCUGAAGCAACCAUGGAAGUGGACCGCAACUGUAGGUUGCACCGCUUGAGCUGGGAGAAGCAGCGAUGGUCCCUGGAGGAGCUUUGGGGCGUCCAAUACGGGGGACGGCCAGGGAGCUAUGGGGCGGCCAAGCCGUGGAGACGGGAUCGAAAGCUCAUCACCGAGGCCGGACGUGGAAAGUCGUCUUCCGUGAUGGAUCGUCGACUUUUGGGCGCCCUGUGCGUGGAACCCCCGCGGCUGCGCCGCAGCGGCGUGCAGCUCCCCAGCCGCGUGGAGAGCCGAGUAGAGGCGAAGAUGGAGACUCUACAGCGACCUGCGGGCUCUCUCCAGGUCGUUGUGGGAGAUGGUGGAGCCGAGCUUUCGGCGUGGCUGAUGGGGCAACGGUGGCACAGCAAGUGGUCUUUCCUGGUGCGGGACAAGGUCUUUCGCGCCACUCAGAUUCACGAGAUCAAGCAAGCGGACGCUAGGUGGACCUACAGGCCGGCCACCCACAUCAACAAGUUUACCACCAUCCGCGUGGCGGUGCUGCUACGCUCGGAAUAUCCGGAGCUACUGAAGAGCCGAUGGGUGUGGAGCCCCUACCACCACGACCUGGGGAACCAAGAGGGAAGGGAUGUACAGUGCCGCGCACGGCAGGGGAACCCGGUGCCACCCGGAGCCAACCAACACGGUUCCACUGCCAGAGUCGACGCAGAACGUCGACACUUGCAGAACAGAUCGCUAGAGCAGCUAAAGACAGAAUUCCACGCCGCCCAUCCACGAAAACGCCGCGAGCGGCCUCCAUUUUGGGCGCCGAACCUCGUUUUCCCAAUCCGUUCGGCGAUGGACGAAGCAGCUGUUCCACUGGCCGUGCGAGUGGAGCAGUUCGUUCAGAAGCUUCGUUCACCGGAGGUGCUCUGCGGAAAUGAAUCUCUUCAUGAGCUGUCAACUGCCUUUAUGAACUGUCAGCUACUUCCUCCGAUGGCACCCAGUGAGUACCUGGAGUGGUUGAAGCGGGAGGUGCUCGAUAAGGAAGUGGCCAUUGAUUCUCCGAUGAUGAUGGGGCACAUGACUAACACCCUUCCGGACUACAUGCCGGAGAUGGGCAAGUUGGUGACUGCCUUGAACCUCAACCUAGUGAAGACAGAGACCGGGAAGGCUACGACCUUCUUGGAGCGCGAGGCGCUGGCGUUGCUGCACCGCGAGGUCUUCCAAAAGGAGGAGCAGUUCUACGAGGAGCACAUGCAAAGCCGCACCAGCUGUUUGGGCACGAUGACCUCUGGAGGCACCACUGCCAACAUCCAGGCUCUGUGGAUGGCUCGAAAUCGAGCGUUCCCCGAGGUGGAGCAGAGAGGACUUGUUGGUGCCAUGAAGGGCUGGGCAGGCGCUGUGGUCUUGGCCUCUGAGCUGGCACACUACUCACUGGCCAAGGCCAUGCGUUUGCUGGGCCUGGGCAGUGAGAGUUUGAUCCGAAUCCCCACGGACGAGACCUUUCGCGUGGAUGUGAAGGCCAUGGAGGAGGAGAUCCACCGGUGUCAGGCCGCGCACUUGAAGGUACUGGCGGUGGUGGGCCUGGCUGGUGCCACCGAGACGGGCUCCGUGGACGACCUCGAAGCCUUGGCCGCCUUGGCUGAACGCUUCGAUGUCCACUUCCAUGUGGAUGCCGCUUGGGGCGGAGGACUCCUUUUCGGUCACAAGGCCCAAUGGUCGCCCAACGUGGCGGGCCUCUUCCGCGGCGUGCGGCGUGCCCACACGGUGUCGGUCGAUGGUCACAAGCUGCUAUGCACACCCAUGGGUGCAGGGACCUUGUUAAUUCGAGACCCCUGUGAUCCUGGAUUGAUUACCAACUCUGCACGCUACAUCAUCAGAGAAGAUAGCUUCGAUCAAGGGAGGUUUACCUUGGAGGGCUCUCGUCCGGCAAUGGCGAUUUAUCUCCAUAUGAACCUCCGAUGCCUAGGCCGAGAAGGCCUAGCCCUGCGAGUUCAGAAGAGCUGCGAGUUGGCCAGGCGCUUUUGGGAGCUCCUCAGCGACGGGAGCUUCGAGGGCAUCGCGGAGCCUUCCACGAAUAUCGUGUUGUACCGCUACAUCCCUCAAUAUUUGCGCGGCUGUGAGCCUUCAGUGCUCAAAGCACACGGCAAGGCGCUGGAUGAGUUCCAGAUCUCCCUGCAGGCGGCGCAGUCCUUGGCGGGGCGUUCCUUUGUCUCCCGGACCUCCGUACGGGCGCCGCGCUAUGGAGCUAGCCUGGUGUGCUUACGUGCAGUUUUCGGAAAUAUGGCCAUCACUGAAGCUUCCUUGGUCGAGACCCUAAGGGAGCAAGAAGUCUUGGCACAGCAGAUCGAAGGCCUUGACAAGGUUGAUGGACAGCUCCUUCCUGCACCAACCCUUCGGCAGGAUCCAGCCAUGUUGAGAAAGAGCUGAUAUACAGCAGUCGCUGAGACAUUCAUAUCCCAGAAGGAAACAAUUGAAACAAGACCUCCAGGCGCGUAGUCAGCAUCAUAAGACAUAUUAAAAACAUAUUAAAAACAUACGUCCCGAUACUUCAAAAAGCAAUCAAAACUACUCGAUGCACCGAACUUUUUUCGCAUUUUUCCAACCGCACCCGCGACUCUGAGUCGCGCCAUGCCUUCACAGCUUCGCUCGGAGACCGGCGCAUUCGACCUCAGGAUGGGCCCACAUCGCCCAGUACAACCACCGGUCCAGCAAGUGAGACAGAUACCUCAAGUGAGUUCAUCGUGACUUCAUGAGCUUCAGGAGGCCGCAUCCGCCAGCAGCCCUGCGCGAACGCUGGAACAGCGAGCCGCCGCUCCGCGAGAAGACUAAGUGCCUGCUGGUUCCAGCGAAGUCCGGCUCCUUCAAUAAAGAGAAGAGUUGCUAGAACGAAAGC
Messenger RNA from Durusdinium trenchii, 3985 nucleotides. Lineage: Eukaryota; Dinophyceae; Suessiales; Symbiodiniaceae. The record is from the annotation of a GenBank genome assembly.